This is a messenger RNA of Perognathus longimembris pacificus (Pacific pocket mouse), 2142 nucleotides long. Its product is annotated as disintegrin and metalloproteinase domain-containing protein 25-like. Gene Ontology annotation, molecular function: metalloendopeptidase activity. NCBI's taxonomy places the organism in Eukaryota, Metazoa, Chordata, Mammalia, Rodentia, Heteromyidae. Gene Ontology annotation, cellular component: plasma membrane; sperm head plasma membrane; external side of plasma membrane. The record is from RefSeq and is a predicted model, not a curated record. The coding region runs from base 1 to 2142 and encodes 713 amino acids. The transcript has a single exon. Gene Ontology annotation, biological process: male gonad development; proteolysis.
AUGAAAGCUCAGUGGAAGAACAUGCUACAUAUGUGGAUUGCUGUCCUGCAGUUCUGGUUUGGGGUGCUACUCUGCCUUUCUGGAUGGCCCCAGAUUGGGCAGGCUCAAUAUCAAAGCCCCCCAGAAGUGGUGAUACCCUUAAAGGUAGCUGGCACUAAUAGAGACAUGAAAAACCUGGGAUGGCUCUCCUACAGCCUGCACUUUGAGGGCCAGAGACACAUUGUCCACAUGAGGGCCAAGAAGCUGAUGAUUUCCGAACACUUGUCUGUGUUCACUUAUACAGACACGGGUGCUCUCCUUGAAGACUGGCCUUACGUCCAGAAUGACUGCUAUUACCAUGGUUAUAUAGAAGGAAAUGCAAAGUCAGUGGUGGCUAUUAACAACUGCUUUGGGGGCUUUCAAGGAACACUACAAAUCAAUGAUACACAAUAUGAAAUCAAGCCCAAGAGCCCUUCUAACAGCUUUGAACAUCUGGUUUAUAAGACAGAUAGUGAGGAGAACAUACACAAGCCCAUGAGAUGUGCAUUAACAGAAGAAGAAAUAGAACAACAGUUGAAGUUUCAAGAGAGUGAUAAAUUCAUGUUGAGGCAAAGUGACUACGAAGGCUGGUGGACCCACAUGGCCUAUCUUGAAAUUGCAAUGAUUGUUGACAAGCAAAGAUACAAUUAUCGGAACGACAAUAUUUCACAUGUCUUACUAGAUGUGUUUAUCCUUGUCAGUGAAGUAAGUAACACUUUCGCUGCACUAGAUAUCAAUGUUCAGUUACUUGCAGUUGAGGUCUGGACUGAUGAAAAUCCUGUAUCAGGAACUAAUACAACUGCUCUUUUAGACGACUUUUGUGACUGGAAGAUAGCUGUAUUUGACCGUCGUAUGAAAGUUGAUGUUGUAAAUCUCUUAAUACAGCAGUAUUUUGGUAAGUUUCUUGGUAAAGCAUAUGUUGGAGGUAUAUGUUUAAACUGGGCUUGUGGACUUAUUCGGUUUCGUGGCGAGAAUUUGCUUGCCGUUGCACAAACUACUGCACAUGAGAUGGGCCACACUUUGGGCAUGCCACACGAUAAAAGUGACUGUUCCUGUGGACAGGAAGAGUGCAUAAUGGCUCCCGCACAAAAUCCGUCCACAAAAUACAGCAACUGCAGCUAUGCUGCCUGGGUACAUACUUAUAGAGGUAAGAGCUGUUUUCGAAUGCCAGCACAGUCAGAACUCUAUAAAUAUCAUCUCUGUGGGGAUGGUGCCAUUGACGAUGGCGAGGAGUGCGACUGUGGAUCCCUGCAACUGUGUGAAGAAGACCCAUGCUGCCAUGCAAACUGCUCUCUAACAUCGGGGGCUGAAUGUGCUAGCGGGCUCUGUUGCAAAGAUUGUCACUUCAUGCCUUCAACCACACUGUGCAGAGCACAGACAAACGAGUGUGAUCUUCCAGAGUGGUGUAAUGGUACAUCGCCAGAAUGCCCAGAAGAUGUAUAUAUGGUGGAUGGGUCCCCUUGCUUGGACACUGGCUAUUGCUAUGAAAAUAGAUGCAAUGACCGAGAUGAACAGUGUCAGAAGAUUUUUGGUAAAUAUGCCAGGAACGCAAAUGAGACUUGCUACAAACACGUGAACACCAGAGGUGACCGUUCAGGAAACUGUGGUAUCCAGCCCAGUAAAUACCUCCCCUGCAAGGAGGAAAAUAUCCUAUGUGGGAGAGUUCAGUGUGACAAUGUGCUAGAUAUCCCCCUUUUGGGAGAGCAUUAUAAUAUUCACUGGGAUCACUUCAAUGAGUUUAACUGCUGGGGUACUGACUAUCACUGGGGGAUGACUAUACCUGAUCUUGGUGAAAUAAAAGAUGGGACAGAGUGUGGUGAUGGACAUAUGUGCCUCCAAAGGCAAUGUGUCCCCAAACCACUUUGGCAAAAUGUGUGUUCACCAAUAGACUGCAAUAUGCAAGGGGUCUGCAACAAUAAAAAUCACUGCCAUUGCAACUAUGGAUGGAGUCCACCCUUGUGCCAGGUGCCAGGCUUCGGAGGGAGUGUUGACAGUGGCCCAGCUCCUGAGCAACCCCAUGUACCGAGAAGCUAUUAUUACUUAAUACCAAUUUUCCUCUUUCCUUUUUUCAUUGUGCUGAUCGCUUUAUUCAUUGUGUAUUUGAAGAAGAGGAAAGCAAAAUAA